UUCCAACUCAACACCCCUCGCCCCAUCAUGUCCUCUUGCCCCGCACCCCCCGUCAGACCUGACCCCUUCAGAUCACAAGCCCACCCUACCAGAGACCUGGGUGGCCACACCUGGAGGAGGGACCCUCCCCAUCUGCCCAUCACCCCUAGGCCCAGAGAGAGGGGAUGGAGUCAGGCUGUGAUCCAGCUAAGCCUGGAAGAGGAUCAGGCUAUAACCAACCUACUGAAGCUCCAUCACCAAAAGCCUGCCCAUCUAGAGGUCACCACUGCCGUCAUCUCCACUCAGGUGGCUUGUCCUGAAGGGACAUUGCCAGUUGAUCACACCUCAACCCUUAGGCAGCCAUCAGUGUGUCAGUCCAUUCCCACCACCAAACCAUCUCCAGCUGAAGAGAUGGGGCUCUUUCAUAGAGGGGACCAGCUCUUUGUGUUGGCCAUCUUGGAGCCCCAACAUCAGAACCAGCCCAGACUGAGGUCUGAUGUGGAGCUGGAGGCAGCGAACGCAUUGCUCACUAUGGAUGAGGAGUCGGUCAGUCUGGUGGAUGAUGAAGGGCCCUGGAACCAGACUCAGACCCUGGACAGGCCCUCUAACAGAAGCCCUGAGAAUCUACAUCUCCAGUACUUCUCACCCGAAGAGUGUGAUGGUGAUACACUGCCAUUAGAAGACGAUGAAAGCUGCCUAUCCCCAGAAGCUUUGCCUCCAAUGACCAGUAUUUGGGAUGCGGUGGCUCUGAGAAAUGGGACUGUCACAGAGUCUGAGGGGACGGCUGUGGAUGCCCUGUUAAUACUGGGUGACCUCACAACCCCAUGUUGUCCUCAUUUCAGUUAAUCGCCCACAAAUGUGCACAACAUAUGACAGUUAAUCUCAGGUUCAAUUCGAGAAAACAAAACUGUAAUUGAAGACCUUUUUACAAGUUAAGUGUGCACCACAGUUUAAUUAACCACUGCAUUUUCCUAUGUGCCUUUU
This is a messenger RNA of Salvelinus sp. IW2-2015, 963 nucleotides long. RefSeq lists its product as uncharacterized. The record is from RefSeq and is a predicted model, not a curated record. Gene Ontology annotation, cellular component: nucleus; cytoplasm. NCBI's taxonomy places the organism in Eukaryota, Metazoa, Chordata, Actinopteri, Salmoniformes, Salmonidae. Gene Ontology annotation, biological process: regulation of DNA-templated transcription.